This is a messenger RNA of Triticum turgidum subsp. durum (durum wheat), 489 nucleotides long. The record is from the annotation of a GenBank genome assembly. Lineage: Eukaryota; Viridiplantae; Streptophyta; Magnoliopsida; Poales; Poaceae.
AUGCUGCCAGGAUGCUCUCCUGCCGGCCUCCCCUCCGCCCUGUAUCGCCCUCUCCACGAACCGCUCCCCCAACAACCGCGGUGUGGCAGGAAAUGCAUGUUCUUUCUACAGACAAACGAUGCCACCCCCAUUGUAAUCACAGCAGCUGCACCAGGCAAAGGUGGUGGUGUGCUUGAUCGACCAGCAGAGAAAGUUUCUCCUGGCCGUCAAUUUGAAUUCGAUAAGAAGAAAUCCCGGAAGAUGUCACCUCCAUUCCGCGUCGUCCUGCACAAUGACAAUGAAAACAGGCGAGAGUAUGUUGUCCAAGUCCUGAUGAAGGUUAUCCCUGGGAUGACCGUAGACAAUGCUGUUAAUAUCAUGCAAGAGGCACACGUGAAUGGGAUGGCAGUAGUUAUUGUCUGCUCGCAGCCUGAAGCGGAGGAGCACUGCACAGCGCUGAGAGGCAAUGGCCUCCGAAGCUCAAUUGAACCUGCAAGUGGUGGCUGCUGA